AUGAUCUCCUUAAAGGCGGCCAUCCUGUUGGAGUGGGUGCGACUCUUCGUGCCGGGAAAGAACCGCAAUGUGUUCUACUUGACUUGCUAUACCGUGGCAGCACUCAAUACGAUAUACUAUACGAUCAACAUCAUCGUGGAGAACGUUUCAUGUACGCCAAAGGCGUAUUGGUGGGAUAAGACUCUGACGGGCCACUGUCUAGAUGGUACCCUUUUGGCUCUGACCUCAGCUACCUUCAACCUCGUUUUCGACAUCAUCAUCUUGAUCCUUCCGCAAAAGGUCAUCUGGCGGUUCAACAUGUCCACCACCCGAAGACUUGGCGUCUCCCUUGUCUUCAUUAUCGGUCUCCUGGCCAUCGCCCUAGCAGCUGUCCGACUAGCCGCCGCUGUGGCAUACAUCCAAGGAACAGACUUCACCUACAAUCUCGCCCCGCAAGCACUGCUUCAGGCAGCUGAGAUGACUGCCGGUAUCCUGGUCUUCACCAUACCAGCCACGCCCAAGCCUCUGGCUUGCGUCGCGCACCAGGCCACGUCUUCUUUGGAAAAACUCAUGGGAUCCAGAGGCAGUGGUGGUAGCACGCGUUUCAUCACGAGCCGCAAGAAGUCGAAGACGAGCUUUGAACAACCGAUUGAGGAACAAGGUCUGGUGAAACUUGCGAGGCUCAAGUCUGCAAAAAGCAGAGACUCUGUCGGAGUCAAACCGCAGCACGGACGCGAUGCUGAUGCCGAAGCGGCGAUCACCCGCACGACGCAUUUCAAGGCAUCUCAGGUCUUCGUCAAAGACAAUCGGACGGAAGGCUUUGAUAAACAGCAUCCAUGGAACAAUAAGCCCAACUAG
Messenger RNA from Anthostomella pinea, 837 nucleotides. The record is from the annotation of a GenBank genome assembly. NCBI's taxonomy places the organism in Eukaryota, Fungi, Ascomycota, Sordariomycetes, Xylariales, Xylariaceae.